Bombus pyrosoma is the source of this 2363-nucleotide messenger RNA. It is a transcript of the gene Septin1, whose product is annotated as septin-1. Gene Ontology annotation, biological process: cell division; regulation of exocytosis; cytoskeleton-dependent cytokinesis. Gene Ontology annotation, molecular function: molecular adaptor activity; GTP binding; GTPase activity. Bases 354 to 1433 code for a protein of 359 amino acids. Gene Ontology annotation, cellular component: cell division site; synaptic vesicle; septin complex. NCBI's taxonomy places the organism in Eukaryota, Metazoa, Arthropoda, Insecta, Hymenoptera, Apidae. The transcript has 7 exons. The record is from RefSeq and is a predicted model, not a curated record.
AGUACGUUUUAUGGAAUACCAAAGUUUAUUUCGAUAGCCACGCCUAAACUUCUCCCUUAUUAAGGGUACCCCUCCUUAUUCCUAACACAGAUAUACAAUAUUCCCAUGUACCGUAACAUUUCCUGUACAGUCGGUGCAAUAUCUUUGUUUCAUAUUCAAUGAAUCUAUAAUAAAAGUGUUUAAUUCUGUUAAAUAUAAUAUUGUUUGUUUAUUCAAUGCAUGCAGAUAAUAGGAAAGUGAUGUCAAUUAAAGCAGGAAAUUUUAAGUUCAAAUAACCUAUUCUUAUUGAUGAUAUAUGCAGCACGCAACGAUAUUAACGUCUUCUUACCAUCAGAUUGAAUUAAUACGAAAAUAUGUCUAGUGAAAGCGUAAAAACGUUUGCUAGUCUUGAAACACCUGGAUAUGUGGGAUUUGCAAAUUUACCGAAUCAAGUCCAUAGAAAAUCAGUAAAAAAAGGAUUUGAAUUUACAUUGAUGGUUGUUGGAGAAUCUGGUCUUGGAAAAUCUACAUUAGUAAAUAGUUUGUUCCUUACUGAUUUAUAUCCAGAACGUAUAAUUCCUGAUGCCAUAGAGAAAACUAAUCAAACUGUUAAACUUGAUGCUUCAACUGUGGAGAUUGAAGAAAGAGGUGUCAAACUUAGAUUAACUGUUGUUGACACCCCAGGUUAUGGAGAUGCAAUUGAUAAUACAGAUAGUUUUAGAGCUAUCAUACAAUAUAUAGAUGAUCAAUUUGAAAGAUUUUUACGUGAUGAAAGUGGUUUAAAUAGAAGGAAUAUAGUAGAUAAUAGAAUACACUGUUGUUUUUAUUUUAUUUCUCCAUUUGGACAUGGACUAAAACCUUUGGAUAUAGAAUUUAUGAAACAACUUCAUAAUAAAGUUAAUAUUGUGCCAGUGAUUGCAAAAGCUGAUGUACUUACGAAAAAAGAAGUACUGCGUUUAAAAAAACGAGUUAUGGAAGAAAUUGAAGGUAGUGGUAUAAAGAUUUAUCCUUUACCAGAUUGUGAUAGCGAUGAAGAUGAAGAUUACAAAGAACAAGUUAGACAACUAAAAGAAGCAGUUCCAUUCGCUGUAUGUGGAGCAAAUACCUUAUUAGAAGUAAAAGGACGAAAAGUACGUGGACGAUUGUAUCCAUGGGGUGUAGUAGAAGUUGAAAAUCCAGAUCAUUGUGAUUUUAUAAAACUAAGGACAAUGUUAAUCACACAUAUGCAAGAUUUACAAGAAGUAACUCAAGAGGUACAUUAUGAAAAUUAUCGCAGUGAAAGACUAGCAAAAGGAGCUCCUGUACCACCUCGGAGACAAACGAUUGCAGAAUCUGAAAGAAGCAAUUCUGUAUCAGAGAAGGAUCGUAUUUUACAAGAAAAAGAAGCUGAAUUACGACGAAUGCAGGAGCUAGUGGCUGUAAUGCAGGCGCAAAUGCAACAACAACAACCUUAAUUAUAUAUGCUUUCUGCACAAAUGUGUGAAGAAAAAUUAAUUCUUCGCCAUUACAGGUGCCAAAAAGUUGUAUUAAAUGAUUAAUUAAUUAAUGCUAUUCAAGACAAUUUAAACAUAAAUUUACAAUUUUCAAGAAUUUAUUUUUGACUAUCUUAAUCAAGAAAUAUACGUUUUUUAUUGAAUAUUUUUGAUUCAGAAAACUAUAGGUAAUUAUCUAGACAUAAAAUGGAAUGUGUUAACAAAAUCGACAAGUAAAGUAAAUUUAAAGUACAGAAAACUAAUUAUAGAUAAAGUAACUAUAAUUUCAUAAUUACACAAGAAUGCGUAAUAAGUGCCUUGCAUAUUUUUCUUUAAUAAAACAACUUAUAAUUUUAAUUAUUAAAAUACAAAUAUCAAAAAUAGUAUAUAAUCCUUUUAUAAAAUAAAGCUAUUAUAAAACAAUUUGUACUUCUUAAAAUAACGAAUGUAAUACAGCUUAUAUUCGAUAAAAUAUCAUAUAGUAUUGAUAUAAUACGUAAAGAUAAGCAGAAACACUCUUUUUAAGUAUAACACAAAAUAUAGAAAAUCUCAUUUUAAAAUAGGUAAAGGAGAUUCAUGAGGUACAAUGUGAAUUUAAUAAUAAAGAACUAAUAUUUGUUGUAUAAAUAUAUAUAAUGACAUUUUAUGAAGAUUGAUAUUUUACACAAUUGACAAAAAUAUUAGUAAAGCUAUACAAUUUGCAUAUCGUCCAACAUUCUAUGUAUAUUUUUUUAUAUAACAAAUUUUUAAGACUGCCAAUAUUAAAUUGUCAAUAAUCAUUCAAUAUAUGCAAACACUACAACAUUUACUUUUUGCCGUGAUAAGCAGUGUUAAAUAUAAAAUGUAGAUUUACAUGUUUACAUACAUAUUCGCAAUAUGUAAAAUAUUAUGGUCAAAUAACAUCAAUUUUAU